Messenger RNA from Grus americana (Whooping crane), 1010 nucleotides. It is a transcript of the gene MED10, whose product is annotated as mediator complex subunit 10. Gene Ontology annotation, cellular component: chromatin; mediator complex. NCBI's taxonomy places the organism in Eukaryota, Metazoa, Chordata, Aves, Gruiformes, Gruidae. The transcript is spliced from 4 exons. Bases 38 to 448 code for a protein of 136 amino acids. Gene Ontology annotation, molecular function: transcription coregulator activity. Gene Ontology annotation, biological process: positive regulation of transcription by RNA polymerase II. The record is from RefSeq and is a predicted model, not a curated record.
CACUGGCCGGAAGUAGGGCGGGGGAGAGACGGCGGUUAUGGCGAUGGCGGAGAAGUUCGACUCUCUGGAGGAGCAUUUAGAGAAGUUCGUGGAGAACAUCCGGCAACUCGGCAUUAUCGUCAGCGACUUCCAGCCCAGCAGUCAGACUGGUCUCAACCAGAAAUUGAAUUUCAUGGUGACGGGCUUGCAGGAUAUCGACAAAUGCCGGCAGCAGCUUCACGAUAUCAGCGUGCCCUUGGAAGUCUUUGAAUACAUAGAUCAAGGCCGCAAUCCUCAACUCUACACUAAAGAGUGUCUGGAGCGAGCUUUGGCUAAAAACGAGCAAGUAAAAGGAAAAAUUGACACAAUGAAGAAAUUUAAAAGUCUGUUAAUUCAAGAACUGACAAAAGUGUUCCCAGAAGACAUGGCAAAGUAUAAAGCUAUUCGAGGAGAAGAUCCUCCUCCUUAAGUUGGCCUUCGAUAACUCUAAAAAUGUCAGUUCCAUAAAAACAUUGAUUGAAGAGAGGGGGAAAUCCAAGCCUUCAUAACAACUAUACUAAAAAUGGCAAUGAUGGACUGUGAAGGAGCUUGAUGAUUUUCCCACAAAGCGCAUUUCUAGAGCAGAAAAUCAUGGGCUUUGUCUUCUGAAAAGCGUGCUCCAGGAUUGUAGGGUCAUCUGGUUUUUAAGAGAAACGAAUUUAUUAUACUUGAUUACUUUUCAUUAGUAAAUUGCUUUUUUUAUUACAGGACAAACAAUUGACUGCUUUAAUCUUGCUAAAUUCUACUGAGCAGGAGCCUGUCAAGGGCUGCAGUUCUUAUGUGUCAUCAUGACUUGCAGCCAAGAGAACCUUCAGAUGUUUUUGUUUUGCUGUAUGAGCUGCAGUGCAGAUGGCUGAGGAUGUAGAAAGUAAGUGUAUUAGGGGACUAGUUCCUCAGUGUUAAUACUUUGUAUAGUAUUUAAUGUAAGCUUUUGUUUAAUUCUGCUCAUUUUCUGUAGCUGGUUGUUGAAUAAAAAUUUGAAAAAACUUAAA